ACUGCUGGGGGGAGCACAGCUGUGCCGGGCUGCUUUGGUGGCGGCCCUUUGUCCUGGAGAGGGGAGGGCUGCUGAUCUGUGGCUCUGCCAGAUCACAGAAGGAGAUCGUGGCUGAUGUGGUGCUGCUGAGCGUAGGGCUGCCGUCCUUCUUCCAUGCGUCCUCAUCACAGCGCGGUGCAGAGCAGCUUUGCCAUUGCUCCUCUGCCCCAGGGGCCGCGGUGUGCUGCGGGGCUCUGCUGCAGCCCCAGGCCUCGUGCUGGAAGGGAUGAGAGCAGCUCUGAUUGCUGGUGCAGGAGCAGGGAGCGUGCGUUUCCAGCGAAGGUGCUUGAUUGGUGAGCAGUGGGCACAAACCUCUUUUAGUGACUGCGGAUUGAAAACGAGAACAAACAACCCGAGUCCCCAGGAGUUCUCAAAUAGGACUGUAUUUCUUCGUGGCAAAAGGGAAUUUUCCUUCCUUUUCUUCUCCUGAAGUGGUUCAUUUCUGCGCUGCCGUUGGCUGUGACCGCUCCAUGAAAGAAGUGAAGUCAAGUCAUCAAGGCACAAACCAGCACCCCUCACUGUGAGCGGCACACGAGGUUGAGCCAUAAAGGCAACAGGCUGAUGGACGACCCGAAGGUGUAUGAGCCCAGCGCUGCAGAAGGCAAGCGUGACCAUUUCCAUAGGGGUCCUGCAUGGGCUGCUGGGGGGUGCGUUGGUCCUAAUGCCCUGGGAUGGGAGUGGAUCCCCUCUGGGAAGCAGAGCGUUGAGGCUGUGGGACCAGACUUGCCCCAGACUCCUCUUUUGGCUGCUGAGCUUGUAUACCUGCUCCAGCCAAAGCGUUCCCUGGGAUGCAGGGAGCAGCUGUGUCGUGAGGUCCUCAAACUCCUUUCUUGUUCUGGAUGUUAAUAAUAGUGCUGUGGUGAGGAUGGCUGGUAAGGGUGUGCACCACGUGGUGUCUCCUUCCUUUUGUAGGUCGUUUUAAGGUAAAUGAAAGGACUGCUCUGCUGAUACGACUUUCCAAUCCCUAAUUUGUCUGAGGGAUGCUUGCGCUGGCUAAUGAGCUGGAAGCCUUUCCCAAUGCUUAAGGGCAUUGGCUGCAUCAUAAAUAACAUUUCCCUGGCACCUUCCUGCAUGCCAGACACACUGAUUAGCUCUCUAACCACUUCCUUGGCUGCAGUCUCCAAUUCACAACCAGGAAAGCUUCCACCUGACAGUCGUUGUGGAUUUUUCUGCAUGACUUUGAGGAAGGCGAUUUCUGACCAGAUGCUUUCUGCUCCUUCAGCGCCGCAGCAACCAUAGGAGCAAAGGAGAGCGGUUCCCUUGGUUGCGUGCAUUCAUACAAAUGCAGCGGUGCAGGCCUGGCUCAGUGGCUGCAGAUUGCUUUUUCAGCAGGUGUGGCUUCGUCGUGGGGUGAAUCCACGGCAGGCAGCUCAGUGAUACACACACUGAGGGUUGGAGGCUGAAAGCAAAGGAGCUUUGAGCAGAAAGACAUGCAAAUGGUGUUGUCAUAUGCAGGAAAAGCCCCGAAAGGCCUCUUUUUAGUGUUUUUUUUUUUCCCCCUUUAUGAUCUGUCAUGGAGGAAGGCUUUAUGCUGAGCUCCCCUUGCUCUGGUGUUGUGCAUUUCCCUGUCCUGCCUGUUUGCUUUGCUGUAGGUGGCUGCUGCUCCUGCCUGCUGCGCCUGGCGUCUCAUCUCUCGCCGUUCCGGGUUUCAGGCUAAUGAGAAUACGUCCCUGUAAUAAUAAAUGAAUGUCAGCAUGCAAUCCCUGGACAGAAAGUUGCAGAGGCCUCUCCUGGGGAAGUCCCGGACGCUGCCCAGCAUCCCGCAGUCCCCAGUGCUGAGCAGGAUUCCCCUCCUCGACUCUGCAGCGUUCCGGGAGGCGAUGCCGGAGCAGAAGCCCUACCAGAAGCACUCAGCCCCCGAUGGCCAGAAGGGCUGCACGGUCCCAUCUGCUGGGGACGCCUGGCGGCUGGAGGACGAUGGCAUGGACCCCCCCGGCGAUGCCCCGCUGCAGCCGCAGCUCCGCACGGCGGUGGAGGACGCCCCGUUCAGCCACUUUCGGAUGCGUUCCUUCUACAUGCGGAAGAGCCUCUCUGUUGACAACCACUUGGGCUCGCUGGGCUACGCCGUGCAUCCCGCUGAGACCAAGGCUGAGCGCGUCCGGACCCGGCUGCGGCGGCAGUUUAGCCUGGGGUCAGCAGACAAGAAGGACUUCUACCAGUCCAAGUCGGAAAGCAGCCUCGCUAGGUUUGCCCACCGCUUGUCGGUGAAGCAGAAGCAGGAGAAGAGAAGGAAAGCUGAGUAUGGCUCGGCCGAGCUGUCUGCCUUCCGGCCCAGGUCUCUGAGCAUUGAAUGGUCAUCGUCCCCUAAAAUGACGCAGCAGAUGCGGGACCUGCAGCUGGCACAGGCCAGGAAGCCGCCGGGCCCAUCCUCCCCAAAUGCGGCCAAAAGGCUGUACCGAAACCUCUCGGGGAAGUUCCGUGUCAACUACACAUCCUUCGAUGAGGGCAGCCUGGCGGGACGGGGCGAGAAGGAGAAGCCCCGCAAGUCCUACCUGUUUCAGAGCAAUGCUGCUCUCUUUGAGGCUGUGGAGCUUCAGGACCUGGACAGGGUGCAGGAGCUGCUGAAGCAGUACAGCCCUGAGGAGCUGGAUCUCAACACCCCCAACAGCGAGGGGCUGCUGCCCCUGGACAUCGCCAUCAUGACCAACAACGCGCCCAUCGCCAGGGCUCUGCUGCAGGCGGGAGCGAAGGAGAGCCCGCACUUCGUCAGCCUGGAGAGCCGCUCACUGCACCUCUCCACACUGGUGCGGGAAGCGGAGCAGCGCGUCAAUGAGCUGACAGCUCAGGUGGUGAACGAGGCCCCCAACGCCGACUGCUCGGAGAAGGAGAAGCAGCUGAAGGCCUGGGAGUGGCGGUUCCGGCUGUACAAGCGCAUGAAGGCAGGGUUUGAGCACGCCCGAGUGCCAGACCCUCCUGCUAAUGUCCACCUUUCGGUGGCCAGCAGCUCCUCGGUGCAGGUGACCUUCUGUGAGCCCCUCAGUGUCAACUCGGCCGUCGUCACCAAGUACAAGGUGGAGUGGAGCUGCUCCCCCUCCUUCUCACCGCUGGCUGGGGAGGCUGUGGUGGACAAGCUGAAGAGCCUGCACUACACUAUCCGUGGGCUGACCUCGGGCACAGCUUACUAUGUCCAGGUGUCUGCCUACAACAUGAAGGGCUGGGGACCCGCACAAGCCUCAGUGCCCCCAUUUGCCAUCCCUUCCAACUGGCGGGAGUAUGAUGGCCGGGCUCCACGACGGAGAGGCCAGGCUGAAGCUCUGGACCAUCUGCUGGGCCAGGUGAAGACCGUCCACCAGCACUGCAUUUGUCACGAGCCCUGCAAGAACCAGCCCCAGAGCAGAAAGCACUCGGUCUCCAGGAGCCUCAAGCACCUCUUCCACCCCGGCAGCAAGUUCCUCAAGACACUGAAGCGGGGCCUCUACCUAACAGCCAUCUUCUACAAGGACGACAACAUCCUGGUGACCCACGAAGACCAGAUACCGGUGGUGGAGAUCGAUGACACCUACUCCUGCCUGCUCAUGCAGGACUUUCUGUGGUUCACCAAGGUGUCGUGCAUGUGGGACGAGAUCCUGUGGCUGCGGCAGUGCGUCACCGUCUCCCAGUCAUCCUGCUCCUGCAUCCUACAGACGCGCUUCAAGAUGCUGCUGGCCAUCUCGCAAAUGCAGGGGCUGCUGGGCAUCCAGGACCUGGGGCAAGUCUUCUUUGAGCCCAUCAAAGACAAGCAGGGCAACAUCCUCAUUGUCACCCUGAAGGAGGUGAAGACCAACCAGACCUUUGAGAGCGUGCGCUGGGUGCCCAUCUGCAAGCUGCAGACGAGCCGCAAGUCUGUGUCCUCCCCAGAGGAGCCCACUGCCCUGGACUCACUGCUCAUCUCCGUGCAGGACAAGCUGGCUUACCACCAGCGGAGCAGCCAUGCCCUCCCUCCGGGCCUCUACUUGGGCUACCUGAAGCUCUGCAGUGCUGUGGACCAGAUCCGGGUGCUUGUGCCUGAGCAGCUCCCCAACAUCCUGUGCCAUGUGAAGAUCCGCUCCAACCCCAACAUCUCCAGGGAGGAGUGGGAAUGGCUGCAGAAGAUGGCCGGCAUGGAAGAACCCGUUUCUGUGGAGUCUGAGAAUGAGACAUCACCAAACCACUUGUUUCAGGAGCUCCAGGUGGCCAUCAAGGAGCUGAUGGCUCUGGUCAACAUCCCAUUGCAAGAGGCGAAAGAUUUCCGUCUGUACAGCCAAGAGGUGCUAGACUUUGGGGGUCAGGUCUCCUUCUUGCUGCUGCUGCCUCCCUCAGAUGACGUCUGCACAGCGCCAGGCCAGAACAACCCCUAUACUCCACAGUCUGGCUUCCUCACACUGCCACUGCAGAUAUUCGAGCUGGUGCACUUCUUCACGUAUGACCGGGAGUUCAUCACGCAGUACUGCCAGGUGUCUGCCCUCCUGGAGCUGGAGUCCCUCCUCUCGCAGCAGAGCCUCAGGGAAGCCUUCUCCGACAGCGAGCUUUCCACUGCCAAGCAGCGGCACCAGCAGGUUCAGGAGUACAUCCAGCAAAUGGAGGAGAUCUGGCGCGAGAUGCGCUGGAUGAUGGAUGCCCUGCAGCAUGCCCGCUACAAGCAGCCCUCCUGCGGCCUGUCCCUCAAUGGCUUCCUCAGCACCUCCAGCGGAGCCAUGAAGGAGAAAACCCACUCCUCCUCAUCCCACCUCGACUUCCUUCCCUCCCCAGCACCCUCACCAGACAGCAGCCGUAAGCUCAGCUCCGACCUGCACGGGCUCUCGGAUGAGGAGGGCUCCUCCGAGGUGUUCCUGGCCACUGACAGCGACUACGACUCCAGCAGGGCGCAGAGCCCCAAGGAGCUGGACCUGGUGUCCUUGGGGCCCGAGUGCUGCGGGCGGCGGGCGGCGCGCAGCCUGCGGGACAGUGCCCCUGACGUCCUGCAGAGCCACGAGCUGCAGCCCGCACCGCUGGCCCCACCGGAGCCCCGGCCGCCCCCAGAGCUCUACGACAGCGACUUCGUGCUGCCCAGCCGUCAGAUCGAGCUGCUGCGCGUCACGGAGAAGCGGCAGGCCUACUGCGUGCGGACCAACAGCCUGGACUUCCCCAAGCCGCUCUGCCCGGUGACCAGGAAAUCAUGUCCCGGUUCCGUCGAUAGCUCCCCGACGGAGAGCAGGACCGGCGGGCACGGCAGUCAGGGCAGGCCAGGGACUGGCUCCACGCACAGCCCCGAGCACGGCCGCACACGCUCGGCCGAGUGGACUCCGAGCUUCCAGGAACCUCCAGAGCAACCCGCUGGGAAGAAGCCGGGCUCUGUCACCUUGCGGGUCUGCCCUCAGUACGAAACCGGACUCUCCAAAGAGACCAGUGUCAAGCUACACGUCACCAGCCAGACGUCGGCCAGCGAGGUGGUGAAGCUGGUGGUGCUGCAGAUGAACGACGUCUCCCACGGUGCGCUGGGUGGCUUGGCCGCCUUCUGCUACAGCGAGGAGCAGCUGGAGCACUUCGGACUGGUGUUUGCCUCCGAGGAGGGCGAGCGGUGGCUGCCCGAUGAAGCGCGGCCGCUGGCCCUGCAGGCUGCCCGGCCCGAGGGACGCUUCUACGUCCGCAUUAAGGAGACGUCGCCGCUGGUGCUGCAGUUCGGGCCGGCGACCACCGUAUGAGCACAGCCCACAGCAGACGGCGCGUCUCUGAUGCUUCCUUCUUCCACGGACACCCUCCACCAGGCGUCCGCGGGGUGGAAUGGGAUCAUACUGGGCUGUGUGUUUCUUGUUGGUGUUCCUUUUUUCCCUUCUUUUUUUUUUUUUUAACCAAAGAGACAUCGAGACUCGGUUGUUCUGACUGCAGAAGGCGAGGGUGGAGUGCGAAGACCUCAGAGCUUGGGAGGAAUCUUUGCAGGAAUGGAAUAUUUGAAAGCAAACAUUUUUAAGGGGAAGGCUGGGAGGGGGAUGGAAAAAGAGAGGACAAAAUAUUAUGAGAAGAAGCAGCAAUACUCUUUUUUAAAUUAUUUUUCCUCUUCUUUUUCUUCUUUUUUUUUUUUUUUUUCUGGACAUCCUUGUCCAGGGUUGGCAGAAGGAAGACCUGCAGGACGCUGCUGGUGGAGGCUGUGGUGUUGGUGCACGGGAACGGCACUGGGAUGGGAGUUUAUCUCCUACCCAUCCUCAUUGCACUGCACCCGGAGAACAGCUCUUGCACACCCUUCUCAGAACAAAAUGCUUUCGCUUCUUCUUUUCUUUCUUUUUUUAUUUUUUUUCCUGAAAGAAACAAACAAAAAAAACAACCUGUGCUAGAGACACUGGAGUUGUGUAGGAGGUGUGGACACUUUUAUUGUUGUAGAGGCCGAAGGAAGGCACGCCGACAGCCCCACACACAUGUAUGGAGCUGUGCCCACACCACCACGGGUUUGCUAUGGGGCACGGCUGCAGCGCGCCCAGCACCGCCGCGGGACUGCCUUUCCUCCUCGGUUGCCGUUCUGUCCUGGUGAUUGUGAGUGGCCUCUUGUAUGUCCUACAGCAUGACACUUAGCACCUAGGUCUCUUGUUCCCAAGGUUAUUUUUCUGAUCUCCUGUGGUCCAUAGUAAAGGUGACUGCUGCUGA
This is a messenger RNA of Lagopus muta (rock ptarmigan), 6612 nucleotides long. Its product is annotated as ankyrin repeat and fibronectin type-III domain-containing protein 1-like. Gene Ontology annotation, molecular function: protein binding. The transcript is spliced from 23 exons. The coding region runs from base 1722 to 5678 and encodes 1318 amino acids. NCBI's taxonomy places the organism in Eukaryota, Metazoa, Chordata, Aves, Galliformes, Phasianidae. The record is from RefSeq and is a predicted model, not a curated record. Gene Ontology annotation, cellular component: spindle. Gene Ontology annotation, biological process: regulation of establishment of bipolar cell polarity; signal transduction; establishment of mitotic spindle orientation.